AUGCCGGCAGGAAUUUCGCAUGCAUCACUAAAAUCUAAAAAGAAGGAGGAUGUAUCUCAGAAAAUUCAAGAAAUUAAGCAGAGGCAACAAAAUUGGUUCAGGCAGAGAGAAAAGACCAAGCUACAGCCUAAUAUAGAUGAGCACAAGUACAGAGGGUGGAAUGAGGCAGAAAAUCAAACAUCUACACACAAUGAGAACACCCCUGACUUCAAUGAUAUGAGCAGUAUCAGGAGUGGAACAGAAUCUGAGCUGGAGAGACUGGUUUCACCUGAUCAAUCACCUCAACCAUAUCCAGUGUCUGAGGAAGAAUUUCCUUACCUGGCUGAAAAAAUUGCCAGCAAGGUUAAAAAGGAUUUGGGCAUUCCUCACUCAUAUGGCGUGCUUUCAGGCAAGCCACCUGUAUCAGUCAGUACAAAAAAUUAUGGUGAUACUGUCUGGAAUACAAGCCGACAUAGGACUUUUGUAAAGGAAGAGAGGGCAUUAAAUCAUACAAAAACACCAGCUCUUUCAAGUCAUAACUGUAGUAUCUGCAGGACACUGAUGCUGUCAUCAAAAAACUUGCCAACAAUGGUGAUUCCAUGUGGCCAUACAUUCUGUAAGUCCUGUCUAGAAGAUAAACAGUCGUGUCCAUCCUGUGACUGUCCUGUGCUGUCUCUGACAGUGAAUAUAAUGCUACAGCAAGUGAUUCAGGAAUAUCAUGCUAGCCAUGGUCUAUCUCGUCAAAAUACAGAGUCAUUGGGAAGUGCUGGAUCAUGCUAUGCUGUCAAACACUCCCAGUCUCCAUAUAUGGAUGGUAUGUUUGAAAGUGACAAGACAUCUUAUGACAAGAAGCUAGAGAACAUGGAGAUAAGACAUAGCAUUUUAUUAACAGAGUAUAAGACUUUAGUGAAAAAGCAACAACAGGUGACACAAUGUCUUCAUCAAGAACAGACACAAUCACAGAACAUUAGGAAACAAGAAGAUGAAGUUCAAAAGGCAAUGUCAGAUUUACAAGAAAGAUUGAAAACUUUGAAAGAGCACAGAAUGCUCAGUAAUAAUCACAUCAUAAAGCUACAAGAUGAAAGAUCUCAUCUGGAAGGCAAGAUCUCUUUACUAGCAGCAACAGUAACAUCCUUAAUCAAUGAAAUAGACAAGGUUAAGAUGCUAUCGGAGAGUGGACUUCAAACGAACAUUGGCUAA
Molecule: messenger RNA, 1179 nt
Organism: Candidula unifasciata
Lineage: Eukaryota; Metazoa; Mollusca; Gastropoda; Stylommatophora; Geomitridae
Source: the annotation of a GenBank genome assembly